Molecule: messenger RNA, 6386 nt
Organism: Styela clava
Lineage: Eukaryota; Metazoa; Chordata; Ascidiacea; Stolidobranchia; Styelidae
Product: adhesion G protein-coupled receptor A3-like
Biological process (GO): G protein-coupled receptor signaling pathway; cell surface receptor signaling pathway
Cellular component (GO): plasma membrane
Molecular function (GO): G protein-coupled receptor activity; protein binding
Source: RefSeq, a predicted model, not a curated record
CUUUCCUCUCCCCCGGGAUAAAUAUGUAAAUCCUAUCUUAUCCUAGAAUUAAUGUUUAAAUAUAAUUAUGGUUGAAAUGAUAACGUGAUAACUAUAACACAUUUGUGGCAGCCAUUAAACUGCUCAUGACUUCUUGAUCAUUAGUAUGAUGAAGUUCCGCGAGAUAUUACUGCCUGUGAUCCUACUACUUGCAUCUCUGUCAAAUGGAUGUGUUCUCAAUUACCACACGUCAUGCGGCUGCAGGAACAAGUCACGACAGUCCAAGAUACAAGGCAAGAAAAUGGACUGUCACAGAAUCAAUAUUGCUGACAUGUUUGCGAAUGCGGAAUUUCCAGACGACAUUGUCUUACUUUCCAUAGAUCUUACUGAUAAUGAUUUGAAAGAAAUAAAUAAAGAUAUUUUUGGAGAAAAACCUCACACACUUGAAAUAUUAAAACAAGUUAUAAAGUUGGAUAUGUCAAACAAUAAAAUUUCAAGAAUAUCUCCAAAAUCGUUUUCAAUUUUUACAAAUUUGACACGACUGAAUUUGAGUUCAAACAGCAUUGGACAUUUAUCCGCCGAUAUGUUUGAGGGUUUACCAAGUCUGGAAGUUCUGGACCUUUCCUUAAACAUAUUUCCCAUAAUUCCUGGAGAUUCAUUUUCGAAUCUUCCAAAAUUAAGAAAAUUGUAUGUGAAAUCUACUGAUUUUGUUUGCAACUGCCUUAUGCAUGAUUUCAAAAUCUGGAUCGAUACGAAAGACCCUCCAGUAAGAGUAUAUGGAACUUGUCACUUACCCCUAAGUUUGAGGGGACGUUCGCUUCGUAGCUUGACUCCGGAUGAUUUUGUAUGUGAUGCAAAUAAUACAUUAUCAAGUCUGCCCUAUUUUGAAAUAACACCGGAUUCCCAUCAAUUAGUUUUUGAAGGUGAUGAAUUCUUUAUGCAAUGUGAAGGUACAAAUUUGCCAACGUCUGAAAUAACUUGGAGUUUCAAUAGAAUAUCUAUUAAUCUGAGUGACGAAAACCUGAUUGUAAAAAAUGCAGCCAUCAGCAAGUAUGAACCAAUUAUUACGGGAUUCUUACAGAUAAAAAAUCUCUCUAAGAAUCACAGUGGAAAUUGGAGUUGUAUGGUUUCAUCAGAACAUGGAAGUGAAAAUAGAGUUAUCAGAAUUAUAGUCAUAAGUCAUAAUUCUAGUUACUGCCCUAGAAGGGAAGUUGAAAAUAACAGAGGUGACUUUACGUGGAACUCAACGGUAUCUGGCAUAACAAAGUCCAUCAAAUGCCCAUUAUCACGAAGUAUGCCUGGUGAAAUGCAUAUUAACAAGGCAUAUCGAAGCUGUUCCAGUGGGAAUUGGUCAUUGGGGCAUUAUGACCACUGCCCUUACAAAAGCAAGGCAACUAGAUUGAUACACAAUUCUUUAAAAGAUAUUACAUCACGUAAUGCAGAAUCUUUAGUUCAGGAGUUGAUAAGGAAUCUUGGCUUGCUUCAAGUUCCCACACCCAUCACAGAAUCUCUCACUGUCCAGUUAAUCAGUCAGCUAAUGGAAAGAUUGAUGGAUGUUAUGGUUCAUGGCAACAGGCAUGAUUUGGGCGAUGAAAUAUUGGGAUUAGCAAGCUAUGCUAUGAAUGCCAAUGCAUCUCUUUUAAGAGAGGCACAAAAAGCUUCUGGAGCGUGCGAUAAAAUUUUGAAAGUUGUAAGAAGCUAUGCACUGAAAGGAACAUCUUCUGCAGAGUUCAGCGAUGCUUCUGAAAAUAUCGCAGUGAGUGGAUUUAUGAUGGAGAGUAAGUCACAAUAUAAUAAAGAAGGUAAUGGAUUGACAUGUAAGGUUUCAAGCGGUAUUAAAAACUUCAAAUUUGAAUGUAAGACAUCUCAAUUUAAACGCCAAGAAAUGCAAUCUUCUGUGUCUUUGCCAAAAUCCCUUCUUAAUUCAUGUGGAGAAAGUCCAACUGGCCAAUAUAAGCUUUACUUCAUUGCCUAUAGAAAUGGGAGCCUAUUUCAACAAAAAUUUCUGGAUAGUAUAGACAGCUUAUCGAACACAACCUUUGGAAAUUCAAACUCAAUAACACAGAAUAUUGUUCUGGAAACUGGAGUUAGUGGUUGCAAUGUUUCUAAUCUCUCUGACCCAAUUAGUUUCAAAUUUAAAACUACUCACACAGGAUCUCAUGGUCCCGCAGUUUGGUCUCGAGAUCGUGGUUGGGUAAAAGACGAGAGUUGUAUAGCUUCGCCACAACGUUUCAACAGGAACUACACCUAUGUUAGAUGCAAGAAAUUGUCUGUUGUAACGAUAUUAUAUGAUCCAUCUUCUGUCGCUGAUUCUUCCAACCCAUGGUCAUUGGCAAAUCUGGCACAUCCAGCAGUAUUUGCAGGCACAGGAAUUCUCAAUGCAUGCCUCAUUGUAAUUAUAAUGAGUUACAUUUGCUGUUCAAGUAAACUGAAAAUAUCGUCAGACUCUAGACAUAUGCUUGUUAACAUAUGUGGACAUAUGUUACUUGUCUCUUGUGCUUUUGCUCUCGGGAUUUGGCGGGUAGAUUACAAAGCUAUGUGCUUGGCAUGUGGAAUCGUUCUACACUAUGCAUCAUUGUCAAUUUUGUUAUGGAUUACAAUAAGUGCAAAAAAUAUUCACAAAGAAUUGGUUAUUCAUAGUAGACCACCUUCUGCUGAACCAAAACCACCCAGACCAAUGCUAAGGUUUUAUCUUAUUGGAUGUGGGAUUCCAACAGUGAUUUGUGGAAUCACAGCUGCUGCCAAAGUUCAAAAUUAUAGCGGUGAUAUUGGGAAGCACAGGGAGUAUUGUUGGUUGUCAUGGGAAACCAGUAUUUUUGCCUUUUACUUGCCUGCUUUUUUGAUAGCAGUGGUUUGUGUUAUUUUGUUGAUAAGAGUAUUGUGUGCCCUCAAUCAACACUCCAGACAAGAUGACAGUCCCAGUUCCCCACUUGCACGUUCAUCAUGGCAAGGAAAUACAAGAGUGGCAAAUGGUGGAGAUCGGUAUCAAGCGAUAUGCAGUAGGAAUUUAGAUGAAGAUAGUUCGCUUCAUUAUUCCACACAAGUCAACAAUGCAGUAAUCGGUGGUUCGGUGACAUCGCCCAGUUUUCAAGUUUCUCGUUCGAAUGAACAAAGUUUUAAAACUCAGCUUACUGGUGUUGCUUUGCUGUUUGUUUUCUUUAUUAUGACUUGGGUUGCUGCUGCAUUGUCAGUUGCUGCUCCGGGUAUGCAGGAUAAAUUUUCACAUGAAGAUCAAUAUGAAACUGAAUUCAUGGAUUUUGCAAUCUGGCAACAAGGAUCAACUUCAACUUCUGGUGAAGUAUUUUCAUAUGCUUAUGCAGUAAUGGCGAUAAUAAUGGGUGUAUUUUUACUUAUACAGCAUUUAAUUUGUCGAAGAGAUGUCAGGUCAUCAUGGAAUUACAUUUGUUCAUCUUGCAAGCAAGCUAGAAAAGGAUACAAAAGAAAUGCCGAUUUACAAUCGCAAGCUACUUCAGCACCAUUGAAUACAGAAAGUGAUCAUUUUGAUGCAGCAGGUGAACAUGCAGAUGAUUUCCGUUCUUCGGUUCAUGAUAAAACAUCUACGCCAUGUGGAAAUAAGAAAAACCAAAGGGAACAUCAAAUGUACACUGAUAAAACAGAUCCAACUACAAUGGAGACUAUUUUCAACUCUACAACAGUAGAAGAUGAACAAAUAGCUCACAAUGGAAGUGUUAAUUUCAGACAAUUAUCAAGAGAUAAUAGUGCUAUUUCACCCCAUAAUAUGCAAAAUAUGUAUGAAAGUGGCCAUUUACCUUGCGUGGACCACCAGAUUGAGCGUGCUGCCAAAUCCAUUACUUCUAUGCAUAGUGGCUGUGUUAUCAAACACUCUGAUCAUGCUCUAAAUGCUAGUUUCAGAGGUCAUUCACCCAGUCAUGGACAUUUGCACCACCCGUAUUCUCACGAUCAUUGUAUGGCAAUGAAUUCGAGAAGUUACAUGGCAGAUUCACACCAUUACCAUCAUGGGUACCAUAACCACCACACGGGACAUCUUGGUCACACACACCAACAACAUAAUAAACCUGUAAAAAUGACUAAUUUACACAUGACACAUGAUUCUAGCAUGACGGAACAUAGUUUUGAUGAAAUAGCACAUAACAACAUGCACACGAUUCCUGUUGUUAUGCAACAUCACACACAGCCGAAAAUUGACAAUGCUUUGUUCUACAAUAGAUAUCAGAGAAUGAGAAAAGCACUCGAACACAAAAGAGCCAGACAGAAAAAACUCAACGUUCUUCGAGAAUAUGCUCAAGAUCCCCUCACUAGUAAUGAGGAUAUAAGUCAGAAAGAAGGCAAUAUCAAUGAGGCGAGUCCACUAAUACAAUCUCCAGAAAAAUCUGUGAAUUGUAAUGGAGUGGAAAGUACUGGGAAUAAUAUGAAUGGUAUUGAUAACAGUAGCGCAUCAAAAUACAGAACUCUUUUAAUACAUUCACCAUCUAAUAAAAAACAUGACACACAAAAAUCUCACAGCAAACCUAACAGAAGAGUGAAACGAGGAGAAUCAAAUGGUCAACAUCGUCAUCUUAAAGGUUUAGCAGCAGAUAAAAAUGGUCAAGCCACAAAGCGAGCGAAACAAAACAUGAGACGCAGUCACAAUUCUACUCUAUCGGAAAGAGAAAGGGACACAACGUCGAGUGAAAAAAGUAGAAGCCGCGUCGAAGGAAACCUACAUCAAGCAGAAAAUGUCUCUACAAAGAUAGAUGAUUCUUCAUCGAAUUUAACAACAGCUAAUAACAUUGAAAGGUUAUCACCAGUUGUUGAUAGUAGGACUAAUGUUCCAGCAAAAUCAGAAAAUCAUGGGUAUUUAACAUUACAGCAGUUACAAAAUGCUAAUCCUUUUUUACUUUAUGAUAAGACAGAUUCAGACAGACCUAUUGUUACGGAGACUCAAAAUUUAGACAAACUAAAUAUUAACAAAUCUAAUAAUGUAAUAAAUUCAGAGGAAUCGGAAAAAGAUUUGGAUUUAAUAUUAUCAUCCCAUGAUGAUACAAUAGUCGACGAUGACAAUAUUAUUUCAGAAAGUAGUUUUCAAUUGAAAGGAAGUACGAACACUGUCGGGUCACAUUCACUUCCUCUCAGAAAUGAAACGAGUGUAUAAUGCAUAAUUAUUUCAUGCUUUUUUUUUAUUUUAUCCCUCGUACCUGAUUUAUUAUACUACAUUUUUAUUACAUUUUAAACGAGAUGAUUAUGAUUUGAAAUAAGAAUACAAUUACUGUUUUUUUUAAGUAAAAUUUACUGUUUCGUGUUCAAAUCAUGGUUUGUCUCAAUUAAAUUUGGUUUGAUAUUUCACAAAAUAUAUUCAUUUCGAUCUUGGAAGUUGGAAUUCCAUUGUACCCGAAUAUUCAGAUACAGACAUCCUUAGGGUAAAAUUUUUGUAUCUGAGUACUUAGCUGCUAUGAGGAAAGUUUUUGUGGGAUUGGGAUUGGUAGUUGGUACAAAUUACAUGUCUACAGCGUAUUAAUUAUAGCAGUUUAUUUUGCCAAUAUUGUAUAGCUACAUUUAAGUUUUUUUAUUUUGGUUUUCAUAUUAAUUCAUACAUCAUGUUUUCAAACAUUUUUUUUUGACACAUUGCAUUGACAUAACAGUAUUUUUCUUUCGAUGUUUUAAUUUUGAAAUCAAACUGGCUUACCAUGAUAGAUUACACUAGACUUUUGCUUCGUAUAAUUAAUGAGAUAAUUUGAGAGGUUUUCAUUUUUGCGAUGUUCUGUUAGUUUUGUAUCAAUGUUUAGCUAAGUUUCUCUAAAAUACAAAUACAAUAUUUUGUUGCAUUUUCCAAAAAAAAAAUUUUCUAUUGUUUUUGGAUUUUAAAUAUGAAUAGUCAAAAAGUUAGGAUUUUUAUGCUGGCUAUAGUUGCUGUUUUCUGAAAUUGGAAAUAUUUAAAAAGUUUACUCAAUUUUGGGAUUUGAUGCAGAUUAGUUCAAAUACUGCAUGCUGGCUCAUUGUAACGAUAUUGCCAAUUUUUUCAUGUAUAUUCCUUGCUGUUCUAAUAUCCAAUUUAGUAAAAUUAGGGUUACGCCACUGCAUCAGAAAAAUAUUUAGUCUGUUUUUAUCUUUGAAUUUUGCUUCUACUAAAUUCACUGGUGCUCUGUAUGUAGUUCAUGUUUCCUAUAUUUUUUUCAACUUCUCAAUCACCCAGGUUCAAAUUUGUUCUGUGAACUGCGUCAAAUAUGUAGAAACAUUAAUGAACCGUUUUAUAUAUUUGAACUCCCAUUGUUUCAUUUUAUAAUUUUUAUAUUUGAAAUCGCACUAGGUGCUGGACUUGAUAAUUUAUUAUGCUUUUAUGUAAGUACCUCUCCAUGUUACCUUCAAUUUUAUUAAAUAAAAUGCUUUGACUGCCUUGUUUCAUAUAUGCUUGCUCAGUUGUUUAUCAUUUUCUCAUGCACUUUCGAUUG